Messenger RNA from Alexandromys fortis (reed vole), 721 nucleotides. Its product is annotated as mitochondrial import receptor subunit TOM20 homolog. NCBI's taxonomy places the organism in Eukaryota, Metazoa, Chordata, Mammalia, Rodentia, Cricetidae. The record is from RefSeq and is a predicted model, not a curated record. The transcript has a single exon. Gene Ontology annotation, biological process: tRNA import into mitochondrion; intracellular protein transport; protein targeting. Gene Ontology annotation, molecular function: transmembrane protein transporter activity. Bases 137 to 574 code for a protein of 145 amino acids. Gene Ontology annotation, cellular component: mitochondrial outer membrane; mitochondrial outer membrane translocase complex.
UCUUCCGUCCGGACGCGGGGCGGCGAGCGGCCGGCGUGCUCCGAGCGCCCGGAGCGAAGCGCUGCCUGGCGGCCCUAGGCGGCCCCGGCCCCGGCCCGCGCGCGCCCCCGCCUAGCGAGCGAGCUGACGAGCGAAGAUGGUGGGCCGCAACAGUGCCAUCGCCGCGGGCGUGUGCGGCGCCCUCUUCAUCGGCUACUGCAUCUACUUCGACCGCAAAAGGCGGAGCGACCCCAACUUCAAGAACAGGCUGCGAGAACGAAGAAAGAAACAGAAGCUUGCUAAGGAGAGAGCUGGGAUUUCAAAGUUACCUGACUUAAAGGAUGCUGAAGCUGUUCAGAAGUUCUUCCUUGAGGAGAUACAGCUUGGUGAAGAGUUAUUAGCACAAGGUGACUACGAGAACGGUGUAGACCACCUGACAAAUGCGAUUGCUGUGUGUGGGCAGCCUCAGCAGCUGCUGCAAGUGUUACAGCAGACUCUCCCACCACCAGUGUUCCAGAUGCUUCUGACCAAGCUUCCAACCAUUAGUCAGAGAAUUGUAAGUGCUCAGAGCUUGGCUGAAGAUGAUGUGGAAUGAGCCAGAUAUCAACACUAUAAAAUCUGUUAAAAAUGAUUUAACCAUUAGCUUGGAAGCUGCUCGGCUCUGGGGGAAUAAGGGCAAAUGUGCUUGUCAUGAACUGUCCUACACUGAAGUCUACGAAAGUGAAUGUGUCCUUUGAGUAGA